This is a messenger RNA of Humulus lupulus (European hop), 1601 nucleotides long. Its product is annotated as cytochrome P450 71D11-like. The record is from RefSeq and is a predicted model, not a curated record. Lineage: Eukaryota; Viridiplantae; Streptophyta; Magnoliopsida; Rosales; Cannabaceae. Gene Ontology annotation, molecular function: iron ion binding; heme binding; oxidoreductase activity, acting on paired donors, with incorporation or reduction of molecular oxygen. The transcript is spliced from 2 exons. Bases 19 to 1536 code for a protein of 505 amino acids.
ACAAUCCAUAACUUCUACAUGGAGUUCCAACUACCCUCUUUACCAAUCCUUCUGUCUUCAUUACUUUUACUGAUUAUGGUGGUGAAAAGAAUUCAAUCCAGAAACUCAGCUUCAAAACUACCCCCAGGACCAUGGGGACUACCCUUACUUGGAAAUUUGCACCAGAUUAUUGGCCCUUUACCUCAUCAUUCAAUCAGCAAGUUAGCUAAGAAAUAUGGACCCUUCAUGUACCUUAGACUUGGACAAAUUCCAACCAUAGUAGUUUCAUCACCGGAGUAUGCGAAAGAGGUGAUGAGAACCCACGAUGUGGUGUUUGCAUCGAGGCCUCGGACUCUCAUUUCGCAGAUCAUAGCAUAUGGCUGCACGGACAUAGCAUUUGCUCCAUAUGGUGAGUACUGGAGACAACUCAGAAAGAUUUGUGUGCGGGAGCUUUUGAGUCCAGCAAGAGUUCAAACUUUUGGACCCGCCAGACGAGAAGAGUAUUUCGAUGUUCUGCAAGUGAUUUCAUCAAAAGUUGGGUCAGCUAUCAAUCUUACUGAGAUGGUCACAAGAUCGUCGUAUAGGAUCACAGCUCGGGUUGCGCUUGGCAAGGAAAGCAUCAGUGACCAUGAUGAGGUGAUAUCGAUUGUGGAGGAAGCUCUCAAGGCAGCUCUAGGGUUUGAAUUUGGAGAAGUGUUUCCUUCUUUGAGUUUUCUUGAUUGGAGCAGUCGGCCUAAGUAUGAGAUCCUCAGGAAAAGGUGUUCAAGGAUUAUGGAAAAGAUCAUCAAAGAGCAUAUAAAGAAGAAUGCAACUAUGUCAUCGGCAGAGAAAGGUAGUAAAGAGGAAGAUUUGCUUGACGUUCUUCUCAAGUAUCAUAACAACAACAUUACUACUAAUGGAGAUGUUGGGUUCACAUUAACAACUGACAAUAUCAUAGCAGUAAUCUUGGAUAUUUUUACAGCUGGAAGUGAAUCAACAGCUUUAACUUUGGAUUGGGCUAUGGCAGAAAUGAUGAGAAAUCCAAGAGUGAUGAACAAGGCUCAAAAUGAGGUGAGGGAAGUGUUUGGUAGAAAUGGGUCAGUGGAUGAAACCUCAAUCAAUGAGAUGAAGUACUUGAAAUCCAUUGUCAAAGAAAUUCUAAGGUUGCACCCUACAGCUCCACUGUUGGUUCCAAGGGAAAGUAGAGAAAAAUGUGAGAUUAAUGGUUAUGAGAUACCUAUGAAAACCAGAGUACUGGUAAACAUUUGGGAAAUUGGAAGAGAUCCUAAAUAUUGGGUUGAGCCAGACAGUUUUAUGCCAGAAAGGUUUCUUGAUAGCUCUAUCGACUUCAAGGGCAACAACUUUGAGUAUAUUCCAUUUGGUGCCGGAAGGAGAAUUUGUCCAGGCAUAUCAUUGGGUACCAUCAAUAUUGAGCUUCCUCUUGCUUUGUUGCUGUACCACUUUGAUUGGAAACUCCCUAAUGGAAUGAAACCUGAAGAUUUAGACAUGACUGAGUCGUUUGGUGUUACCGUGAGAAGAAAAUAUGAUUUGUUGUUGAUUCCUGCGCACCACUCAUGAUCUGUCAUCUACGGCAAAAUCACAAGAAGAUGAAGUUGAAGAUAAAGAUUUGUAUUACUAUAUAU